Molecule: messenger RNA, 1784 nt
Organism: Eucalyptus grandis
Lineage: Eukaryota; Viridiplantae; Streptophyta; Magnoliopsida; Myrtales; Myrtaceae
Product: transcription factor HRS1
Exons: 5
Coding region: 246-1469 (407 amino acids)
Biological process (GO): regulation of DNA-templated transcription
Molecular function (GO): DNA binding; DNA-binding transcription factor activity
Source: RefSeq, a predicted model, not a curated record
UCUUUCUUUCUCUUUUGAAACAGCGUCUCUCUUCCCACGAACAGAAUCUUCUCCGCCAAUCUUCUCUAUCUCCCUCUCUCUUCCUGUUCAUAAAUACAUGCAUCUGUAAAUAUAUAUAUUCACCACCAAUCCCUCUUCCCCUCCCUCUCCUUCUCUCUCUCUAUCUCUCUCUCGGGCCUGCGUAAACGCCAUCCAAGGAGACGACCGCAGUAUCUGAAGACGAUCCGAGCUGAAGGAAGGGGCCAAUGGGGUCGAUCCCACCUGAGCUGAGCUUGGAUUUCAGGCCGUCGUUCGUGCCGGCGACGAUCGGGGAUCUCCUCCGGGAGGUGUCCGCCAUCGGGGACGCCCGCGCCAGGUCGUCCAGGCUCGAUGGUUACGUCGCCAGGCUGCAGGAGGAGAUGCACAAGAUCGACGCCUUCAAGCGCGAGCUCCCGCUCUGCAUGCUGUUGUUGAAGGACGCUAUUUCGGCAUUGAAAAUGGAGUCGGAGCAAUGCGCUGCACCGACGAGCGCUCAGCCCGUACUGGAGGAAUUCAUCCCACUGAAGAAGGACAAAGAUGAAGACGACGAAAAGCUCGAAUUAAAGAAAGAGACAGACGAUUCUAGAGAUAAGAAGAACUGGAUGAGCUCCGUCCAGCUCUGGAACACGGAUAGUAGUCCCUCCGCCGUUCACUCUCCUGACCUUAAACAAGAACUCAAACUAGAAACCACGGCAAAUCAGGCACAGACUCUCUCUGCAACGGAAGAUAUACUUGAGACAUGUAAAGGGAGAAAUGGGGGGAGGCCAUUUGUGCAACUCAAGGGGUACUCGCCUUUUUCGGUGACCCCGGUCGCUUCAGCCCAGGAGGAGAAAAUGAAAUUGCCUGUUCAAGGCCUCUCGCUUCUCUCUUCUGGGAUCAAGAAUCCGAGGGAAAAGUCAUUUUGUACCGACGCCAGGACAGGAUGUGGGAGAUUGAUUCCAUCCCCUGCCCACACCGUUCAGUCGAAUUUACCGAGCAGAGGACAUCAGCCUCCACAGCAGAAUGCAAGGAAGCAGAGAAGGUGCUGGUCUCCCGAGUUGCACAGGCGGUUCGUCAAUGCCCUGCAACAACUCGGGGGCUCACAAGUGGCUACUCCGAAGCAGAUUAGAGAACUUAUGCAGGUCGAUGGCCUGACCAAUGAUGAAGUGAAAAGUCAUUUGCAAAAAUACAGGCUUCAUACUCGGAGAAUUUCGUCUGCUACAUCUUCCCCUGCAGAUCAAUCAGUUGCCGUUUUGGGGGGUUUAUGGUUAUCCCCGGAUCAGUAUGGCGACUCUCCAAAAGGAAGUAGCUCACAAUCUGAUUCUCCACAAGGUCCACUCCAGUUGGGCGGAAGCAUGGGGGCUACUACCUCAACCACCGGAGGAAACAGCAUGGAGGAUGACGAAGAUGAGAAGUCCGAAUGUUAUAGCUGGAAAAGCCAUGUUAACAAACCCGGUAAAGUUGAUGUAUAGAGAGUUUCAUGGGCAGUGAGUUUUUGCAGAUAAGAAUUAUACGGGACUUAGUAUCUAUGAAUAACGGAUCAUACAUAAAAAGUAGAAGUAUCUCAGCUGAGAUGAGAGGCUUCGAAAUUUUGCAGAGGUAGCUUUCUUUUUUCUUUUGUUGUUAUAUCCUGAACUCCGUUGAGUUUUUGCUUUUACUCGCUACUGCUAUGAGAAAACUGUUGUAAGAGCAUAUAUGAAAGAAGUUGAGGCGAUUUUAUUCAUCUUCGAUCUUACCAUCUAUGUAUGCAUUCUGAAUCAGUAAAUGAUCUGUUUCCUUGUGAGAUC